AUGGCACUUCCCCGCAGAGCAGGCGUAAGUCUUGCUGCUUUCAUCUCCGCGCCAUUAUAUAGGAGAAGCGCGACCCGGUUCCUCGCCAUCCGCAAUGCAUCCUCCGCGCCGCCAUCGCCGCCGCCCGCGACAGCAGCAGCAAACACCGCACAAGUAGCWCACGAUCUCUCACCUUCUGACGAAUCACAACCCCUCCGCUCACUCACAGAUGGUCUGGAAGACCCACCGCCGGUCCUCGACGAGCAUGAAAAGCAGGUGGAUUGGACGAGGAGCUACCACGGACUUUCCGCAAGUCCAUUUACUGCAGAGCAAGCACAAAUUCUGCAGGCUCCUCUUGACUAUGACGAUAUUGAGAUCAAGCCUGAUGGAAUCGUAUAUCUACCUGAGAUCAAAUACAGACGUGUCUUGAACCGCGCUUUUGGUCCUGGAGGAUGGGGAUUGGCGCCGAGAGGGGAAACCAUCGUCACCGCAAAGGUAGUGACGAGGGAAUAUGGCUUGGUUUGCGGUGGACGACUGGUUUCGAUUGCCCGCGGCGAACAACAAUAUUUCGACCCAGACGGCAUUCCAACAGCAACAGAAGGCUGCAAAUCCAAUGCUCUGAUGCGCUGCUGUAAGGAUCUUGGCAUUGCCAGUGAACUCUGGGAUCCACGCUUCCUCAAGAAGUUCUUGGCUGCAAGUGGGAAGGAAACGUUCGUUGAACAUCAAGUCACGAAGAAGAGGAGAAAGCAUUGGAUGCGAAAGGAUGAUGAAGUGAAAUAUCCGUUCAAGGAUGUUGGCAUGCAGGGUAGCAAUGGUAGCAGUGGCACUGCACAGGUCGCCUCCAAGGCGAAUGCUGCUAAGAGCGGAGGUACUGGCAUUCCGGCGAAGGCGAACAGUGCGGCGGUGUUUGCUGCAGCAAAAGCAAAGGCUGCUGCUACGGCUGCCGCGAAGGAGUGA
Ramularia collo-cygni is the source of this 936-nucleotide messenger RNA. RefSeq names its product related to mitochondrial genome maintenance protein MGM101. Gene Ontology annotation, molecular function: single-stranded DNA binding. The transcript has 2 exons. The record is from RefSeq and is a predicted model, not a curated record. The coding region runs from base 1 to 936 and encodes 311 amino acids. Gene Ontology annotation, biological process: recombinational repair; interstrand cross-link repair. Gene Ontology annotation, cellular component: mitochondrial nucleoid; mitochondrial chromosome. NCBI's taxonomy places the organism in Eukaryota, Fungi, Ascomycota, Dothideomycetes, Mycosphaerellales, Mycosphaerellaceae.